CAUUAUCUAUUUUAUUGUUUCCUAUUCCUUUAGUAUUUUAUAUGGCUUAGCUAAUAACCAAUAUACAACUCUGAGGGAUGUAUCUUAGGCUUAGAUUUCCACUAAUUCGGAAGCAAAAUUUGCAGAAAAAGGGAAAUGUUUGAACCUUCUAGGUGGAAGAGAUGCUUUCUCUAAUCGAACCUUCUGUUAGAUUCAGUGGAUUCCUCUCGGACUCAUAACAGCCGGAGACGCUAAGCCCUAAACCCCUUCACCGGGAAAAUGCUCCGCUAUGUUACCCGCAGCGUCCGCCACCGUGUCCGGCAUCAAUGCCGCCAUUUCAGGCCCCCGAAGCCCCCUACUCGUCCGGCGCCACCAUCGCCGCCGAAGCCCCCGAAGAAGCCUCAGAGCUUCACUUUCCACGACGAGACUUGGGAGGAUCCGUACAGCUGGAUGUCUCAGCUGAGUGACAAGGUGGCGAUGAGGCACAUGGACAUAUACAUGGAGCAAGAGGAUAAGUACACCGAGGCAGUACUUUCCGACACGGUUCGGCUUCAGACCAAGCUCCAGUCGGAGAUGGCUUCUCGCUUGGCCUUCGAGCUCUCCACACCUCCAGUUCGCUGGGGACCAUGGUUGUAUUAUAGACGGGUUGAAGAAGGGAAGCAGUAUCCCGUGAUGUGUAGGAGGCUGGUGAGCUUGCACGAGGAGCUCAUUUCCAACAAAUCUCCUGCUUCUGGAUUUGACUUUGCAUCUGGGAAGAAGAUUGAGCAAAAGCUGCUUGACUACAAUCAGGAAGCCGAAAGAUUUGGAGGUUAUGCUUAUGAAGAAUCGUCUGAGAUAUCCCCAGAUCAUAAAUUUCUUGCAUAUACCAUGUAUGAUAAGGACAAUGAUUACUUCAAGCUCUGUGUGAGAAACUUGAAUUCUGGAGCGUUAUGUAGCAAACCUCAUGCGGAUCAUGUCUCAAACAUAGCCUGGGCCAAGAACGGGCAAGUUUUAUUCUAUGUCGUGACUGAUCGAAAUAAGAGGCCAUUCAGGAUAUAUUGUAGCACAAUUGGGUCAACAGAUGAGGAUGUUUUGCUUCAUGAAGAACUGGAAGAUAAUGUUCAUGUUAACAUAAGACAUACAAAAGAUUUCCACUUUGUGACUGUAAAUACAUUCUCUCCAUCAUCUUCAAAGGUCUUUCUCAUAAAUGCAGCUGACCCAUUUUCUGGCUUGGCAUUGGCCUGGGAAUACAACGGUCUAGCUCAUUGCAUAAUUGAGCAUCAUCAGGGAUUCCUCUAUUUAUUUACAGAUGCUGGCAAGGAUGGCCAGACACUCGACCAUCAUCAUCUUCUGCGAAGUCCAGUUGACUUCUCUUUCAGUCCUAGAAUAUGGGAGAAGGUUUUUACCGAUGACCCAGAAUUGGUUAUAGAGGAUGUUGAUUUCUGCAAAACACAUCUAGCCCUUAUUGUGAGACAAGGCAGGAGCUUCAGACUUUGUGUCGUUGGUCUACCUUUGCCAUCGGAGCAGGCACCAGUUUAUCUGAGAGAACUUCAGCCUCAUUAUCUCCCUCUUCCAAAGCAUGUUUCUCAAAUUUCACCUGGUCCAAAUUAUGACUUCAAUUCCUCAACAAUGCGGUUCAUGAUAUCGUCACCUGUGAUGCCAGAUGCUGUGGUUGAUUACGAUAUAGCAAACGGGAAAUGGAACAUUGUACAGCAGCAGAACAUGCUUCAUGAGAGAACACGAAUCUUGUAUGGAUCAGCAACCUCGGGUGACAAAGUUAGCAAGUCAUCAGUCACUAGAAAUCUGAGUUCUGAUACUGACACAAAUGCCGAGAAUGACAACUUGUGGAAUGACCUGACCGAGUUUUAUGCCUGUGAUUAUCACGAAGUUUCUUCUCAUGAUGGAGCCAUGGUUCCAUUAACUGUUGUUUACUCGAGAGUUCAUAAGGAGAAGAACCAAAAACCGGGUCUGCUUCAUGUUCAUGGAGCUUACGGUGAAAUUCUCGACAAAAGAUGGCGUAGUGAACUGAAAAGCCUUCUCGAUCGAGGUUGGGUUCUUGCAUAUGCAGACGUUAGAGGUGGAGGCGGCAAGGGCAAGAAGUGGCAUCAAGAUGGAAGAGCCUCAACGAAACUGAACUCCAUUAAAGAUUACAUUUACUGUGCCAAGUUCCUUGUUGAGAAUAACUUAGUAGAAGAAAACAAGCUUUGUGGAUGGGGAUACAGUGCUGGAGGGCUUGUUGUUGCUUCAGCCAUGAAUCAUUGCCAUGAUCUGUUUCGAGCUGCUGUUCUAAAGGUACCCUUUCUUGAUCCAACUCACACUCUCCUUCGUCCGAUAUUACCCCUGACUGCUUCCGAUUAUGAAGAGUUUGGAUAUCCGGGAGAUAUCAAUGAUUUCCAUGCCAUACGCAAAUACUCACCUUAUGACAACAUUCCCAAGGAUGUUCUUUAUCCAGCAGUGUUGGUCACAUCAUCAUUCAACACUAGAUUUGGAGUGUGGGAAGCUGCAAAAUGGGCAGCACGGGUCCGUGACAGUACCAUCUACGACCCUCAACGUCCAGUUCUACUCAACCUUACGGUUGAUAUUGUGGAAGAAAACCGGUAUUUGCAGACCAAGGAAUCUGCUUUAGAGACCGCAUUUCUCGUAAAGAUGAUGGAAUCUUGAAUGAAACCAGGGUGGGGGCAAGCAACCAUGGGAGCUCUGAUAUAAGAUAUAGCCAUUGAUGAACAACAGUGCAGUGUACAUCUGAAGAAACCUACGAAACAUCUCUGGUUCCAAAUUACAGUUCUGCUUCAGAUACAAAAACCCCUCCGAAAAAAUGGGAGAAAAAAAAAGAUGUUCUUUAGGCAAACUCUAUAAUGAUUUAGAAAAAGAUAAGGGAACCCGGAAAAUAUCAAUUAAUGAAUGAGGCUUUUUUUCCA
Messenger RNA from Tarenaya hassleriana, 2876 nucleotides. RefSeq names its product dipeptidyl aminopeptidase BI. The record is from RefSeq and is a predicted model, not a curated record. Lineage: Eukaryota; Viridiplantae; Streptophyta; Magnoliopsida; Brassicales; Cleomaceae. Gene Ontology annotation, biological process: proteolysis. The coding region runs from base 259 to 2619 and encodes 786 amino acids. The transcript is spliced from 11 exons. Gene Ontology annotation, molecular function: serine-type endopeptidase activity.